Ochlerotatus camptorhynchus is the source of this 1563-nucleotide messenger RNA. RefSeq lists its product as uncharacterized. The record is from RefSeq and is a predicted model, not a curated record. The coding region runs from base 1 to 789 and encodes 262 amino acids. The transcript has 2 exons. NCBI's taxonomy places the organism in Eukaryota, Metazoa, Arthropoda, Insecta, Diptera, Culicidae.
AUGCUUGCUUGUGUCAGGCAGCUCAAGGAUGAGUUUGAGGCAUCAUUGAUUCCUAUGUUGACUGAAGAAGACGACGAAGCAUCAAACAGCAUUGCUGAGGAAAUGGCCGAGAAGAUUACAAAUGAGUUCCAUGACCAGGCACGAGAGAACUUAAACCUGGUGAGAUGUGCUGUACACACCCUACAGCUGGCCAUCCUCGAUGUCGUGGAUAAAAGCCACCCUAACGUGAAGCAAGUUACUGAGGUUGCCAAACGCUGUAAAAACGUGAAAUACAAAACGAAUUUCGAUUACCACAACGCCACAUAUCCUCCAGUUUGGUGCCAGACAAGAUGGGGUGGGAUAUUCAAGAUGCUCGAUAGUUUUUUAGAGCAGAAAUCCUUCUUUGUCCAACUGGGACAGGAGUUCCCUGAGCUAUAUCUUUCAUCCAACUGGGAAUUCGUCGAGCAAUAUGUUGAAGCAUUCAGGCCAUUAUUCGUUUGCACAAAAAAAUUCCAAGAAGCUCACAUGUCACUUAACGAUUUUUAUCUUGAAUGGUUGAUGACAAUACGCGAGGUGAGACAGCUGGAAAACAAUCCGUUUUCCAAAGUUUUGGUCGAAUCGCUGACAAGGAGACUCACAAACCUCAAAGGCUGUAUGGCGUUUAAAAUGGCAUUAUAUCUGGACCCGCGGCUUUCUUUCAUAAAUUCAAAAAUAUUCACCAUUGCCGAAAAGGAACAUAUACAGGUAACAAUAAAUAAAACGGUACAGUUUAUACCAGGCACAUCAGAGUUCAUAAUUUUUUUUUCCUAAAUAUACAGAGAUUUAUUUUUCAAACAUGGGAACGCAUCAAACGGCUGGAAAUCGAUUCCGUUGAACCGACUACCUCGGCUAAUGACAACAGUGAAACCAACGAAAAGGAUGAUUUUAUCACGGAAAUGUUUGGUGGAACAUUGGUUGCUUCAUCUUCAAACUCCACAUUCCAGCAGCAGGUUAAGGCUCUUGAGGCGGAACAACGUCAACCUACGUCAUACAACGUGUGGCAACAUUGGAUGAACCGUAAGACUAGUCACCGUGAGCUAUCUGCUGUUGCUGCAGUGGUAAUGUCUGUACCAGCGACGCAGUCAAUGGUUGAAAGGGCGUUCAGCGCUCUAGCACUGGUUCUUUCACCCCAUCGGUCCACAUUAGGCGAGGGCACAUUGGAAAACAUCCUACUGAUAAAGCUAAACCGGGAGGUUUAUGAACAAAUAAUCCCUACUCUAUACAAUUGGAAGGAUUCAUUGGCCGACUAUUGAGGACGGCAUCUUCGGAAUCAACUGAUUUUCUUAUUUUUUAUUUUUCAUCAAUUGCUUUGUUUCAACUGUUUCUUGGCUCAAUUGGUUGAAAGACAACAGAAAAAUAGAGGUGGGUGGACGGCACCACCCGCCACAUAAAUGGAGGGAUUACUUGUUUUUCUAUGAUCAGUGAUAAUAAGGACAUAUAUUCAAAUAGAAUAAGGGCCUAGCACCUGUUGUACACGAUGACUUCUCUCAAUGAUGACUAGGAAUUUAAGACACGCUCACGCAAACCAAAAUAACCACCAGACAG